Molecule: messenger RNA, 11398 nt
Organism: Rhineura floridana
Lineage: Eukaryota; Metazoa; Chordata; Lepidosauria; Squamata; Rhineuridae
Gene: RUBCN
Product: rubicon autophagy regulator
Exons: 21
Coding region: 300-3257 (985 amino acids)
Biological process (GO): negative regulation of autophagosome maturation; negative regulation of endocytosis
Cellular component (GO): early endosome; late endosome
Molecular function (GO): phosphatidylinositol phosphate binding
Source: RefSeq, a predicted model, not a curated record
GUGUCCGGCGCUGCGGACGGCAGGAUUUUUUCCCCACCUACCCGCGGCGAGCGGGCGCAUGCGUGAGGAGGCGCGCGUGUGCUGCUGGGGCUUGUAGUUCUCCGCGGCUGAAGUGGGAGGGAGGCGGCGGCGCGACCGGUUCUUGGUGGUGGUGCUGCUGCUGCUGUUGGCGGCGGCGGCUCUUGGUCACGCUGUGGCCCUGGUGAUGGCAGGGGAAGCAGCUGUGCUGGAAGGCGUCGUCGUCCUCCAGGCGGGGACUGUGGCAGCUGAGCUCUGACUGUCGCCUCCCCCUCCGAGGGAUGGAGGUUGGGGAGCAGGAAGAGAGCAGGAAGGAGCAUUGGAAGCUGCUGGGUAACCUGAAGACAACUGUGGAGGGUUUGGUGUCAAUAAACAAUCCCAAUGUCUGGUCUAAAUACGGUGGCUUGGAGCGGCUGUGCAGGGACAUGCAUAGCAUUCUGUAUCAUGGGCUCAUUCCAGACAAGGUGUACUGCAGGCAGAGGGAUUAUUGGCAGUUUGUGAAGGACAUCCGUUGGCUGAGCCCACAUGUUGCCCAUCAUGUUGAAAAGUUUAUCAGUCUGCAUGAGAAUGGACAACGGAACACCGACUGUGCCAGUGACCAAGCCGUUGCAGAGCUGUGGCUCCAGCACAGUCUGCAGUACCAUUGCCUGUCAGCUCAGCUGAAGCCCCUGCUUGAGAAUAAGCAGUACAUCAGGAAAUUCUAUGCAGACUCAGCAUUUCUGCUCAGUGACGCUCAUGUCACAGUCAUGUUACAGUGCUUGGAGGCUGUGGAACAGAACAAUCCCUGCUUGCUAGCUCAAAUAGAUGCAUCUAUGUUUGCCAGAAAAAGCGAGUCCUCUGUGCCUGUGACAAAGAGUCAAAGCCUCACAGCACUUCCUGGAUCCGUAUGUACCCCUCCGGCUGAAUGCACAACCCACCGGUAUUUUGGCUCUUUCUCAGGUCUUCACUCUGCUUCUGCCAGCAUGCAAGGCAGGAGACCAUCAAGCACUUGGGUUUGCAGUGGCACCAGCCAACCUCAGGAAAACUCCCUGUGUGCCUCAUCUCGAAGGCAGCUGGAGGGCAGGUCCCCCCAGCGCCGAACUGUUCCUCUUCCCCACCUCACCGUCUCUUCCCCAAAAGACACCUCUCUGACUGGCAACAUGAGUGCCAGCACCUCAGCCAACCCAAGCGAUGACCCGUGGGCAGGCAGCCAGGAUGAUACAGACGGGCCAGAAUACCUGGCAAUUGGAAAUCUGGGCCGGCAGAGUCAGCCUUGCAGUAGCCCGAGUCAGUGCAGCACGCCCACUAGCAACAGCGCUGAGGGCAGCACCUCCAACCUGUUCUCAUCCAGCAGCUCUCAGAAGCAGGAGUCUGUUUCCUCCUUGGGAGAGCAGGGAGCAAGUGGUAGCGGCAGGAGCAGGGGGACGAGCCUCUUGCGCAGGUCCAGCUUCUCAGAGGGACAGACGUCAACUCUCCACGGCAUGCCCAAGAGGAUUCACAUGCGCUCCCACUCGGACACCAGCGUGGCCUCUGGGAAUGCUCAUGAAUCCAAUGGAGACAUUUCCAGAUUCAAAGGCAGCAUGUCCUGCUCAGUGCAGAGCAGCCAGAUGAGCACCCCUGGUUCUGUCUACAUGGAAUACGAUACUGGGCAGUAUCUAAACUCUGGGGAAGGGAUAUUCCGGAGACCCUCAGAAGGCCAGUCCCUGAUUAGUUACUUGUCGGAGCAAGACUUUGGCAGCUGUGCAGACUUGGAAAAGGAAAAUGCUCACUUUAGCAUCUCAGAGUCACUCAUUGCUGCCAUUGAGCUGAUGAAGUGCAACAUGACGAACAGGCAGCUGGAAGAGGAGGAGGAGGACAGCGACAAGGAGAUCCAGGAGCUCAAACAGAAAAUCCGCAUCCGCCGACAACAGAUCAGGACCCGGCACCUCCACCCAGCGUACCGGGAGAUGAGCUCAGACAGUCUUAUGGCAACAGACAGCGGAUCCCACUUCAGCUCCCGAGACUCAACACACUUGUCUGACUCGGGCUCUGUAGAAGAGGUUGAUGAGUAUGAGAUUAGAGAUGGUAACGAUGGAUCUAACCUCAUUCAAAUAUCCAAGAACGGCCUGUCUGUCUCAAUGGCUUCCUUGUUUUCAGAUGCAGACAUCAAGAGGAAUGCAGCUCCCAGCAAGAAGUCCUUCCUCUCGUCUGGCUCCACCUUCCAUUCCUUCCUCAACUCAAACUCUGCAGAGGCCGUGGCCAUGGGACUUCUGAAGCAGUUUGAAGGGAUGCAGCUGCCCGCAGCCUCUGAACUAGAGUGGCUCGUGCCAGAGCAUGACGCCCCACAGAAACUGUUACCAAUUCCUGAUUCCGUGCCCAUUUCUCCUGACGAUGGGGAACAUGCGGACAUCUACAAACUGCGUAUCCGGGUCCGUGGGAACUUGGAGUGGGCACCGCCACGGCCACAGAUAAUCUUCAAUAUCCAUCCAGCACCAACGAGAAAGGUGGCAGUGGCCAAGCAGAACUAUCGCUGUGCAGGUUGUGGCAUCAGGACAGACCCUGACUACAUCAAGCGUAUGCGCUACUGUGAGUACCUGGGUAAAUACUUCUGCCAGUGCUGCCAUGAGAAUGCUCAAAUGGUCAUCCCCAGCCGCAUCCUGCACAAGUGGGACUUUAGCAAAUAUUAUAUCAGCAAUUUCUCCAAGGACCUGCUGAGCAAGAUCUGGAGCGACCCUCUCUUCAACGUGCAGGACAUCAACACUGCCCUCUACCGCAAGGUCAAGCCACUCAACCAAGUCAGGUUGUUAAGAAUCCAGUUGUACCACAUGAAGAAUAUGUUCAAGACCUGCCGCUUAGCUAAAGCGCUUCUGGAUGGCUUUGACACUGUGCCAGGUCAUUUGACUGAGGAUCUCCACCUCUACUCUUUGAAUGACCUCAGCAGCACCAAGAAGGGGGAGCUCGUUCCCUGCUUGACGGAGCUGCUCAAGGCAGGCACCCUGCAUGUGGAGAAAUGCAUGCUGUGCCAGGCCAAGGGCUUCAUCUGUGAGUUCUGCCAGAACGAGGAGGACAUCAUCUUCCCCUUUGAACUGAACAAGUGCAGGAAAUGUGAAGAAUGCAAAGCCUGUUAUCACAAGGCCUGCUUCCGGUCAGGACCCUGCCCCAAAUGUGAGCGGCUGCAAGCACGGAGAGAGCUGCUGGCAAGGCAGAGCAUGGAGGCUGACAUCUCUGACUACGAGGAAGAGCAGGAAGGGGAAGAGGCUGUGGCAGGAGCAGCCACGUGACAGUCAACAGGCUGCCGUUUGGUGCGUGCUCUCUGCCUCCAGAGACUGAACUGACAAAGAACUUACACAGACCCUUCCACAGCUAAUAAGCCAACAUGUUGAGAGGCAGGGGUUUUCAAAGGGAUCUUUUGCACUUGGCUUGGGAAACUUCAGUUUUCCCCUACUGUCUGAGCCACAGGGCUGGGGAGAGAGUGACUUUGGUUGCUACUUCUGCCACGAGCUUCGAUGCACUACGAAGCCCAGCUUUGUUGCCACCACAAAGCAAAGAGCAGCCGGCUUUGUGUCUGUGUGUGCCAGCGUCGGUCGCCUCAAGCCCUUCCAACUCCAUCUGGGAGAAGCUGUUGGAUGGUGGUAGCGAUGAUGAUGGGCGAACCAGGGGCUGUGCUGGUGAGCUUCUGGCCAAGUUCCAAAACACUCCUAAAGGGAAAAUAACCCACUUGAAAUCAUCUUAUUUGCUGUAUUGGCUGCUGUUUGCCAGAAGAGGCAGUGCUUACUUUUUUUUUCUUUUGCCAAAACCACUGCCUAUAAUUCUAUACUUUGCUGCUGAAUGUCACUGAUCCUAACCCUCAUUUUUGUGCCUGAAGGAAGCCAGAGAACAAGAAGAGGUGCUUGGCCUGCGCUUUUUCUGUUGGGAGUUGCCUAGCUUACCACAAAGACUGGUGCUGUAGAAAAAUCUGCUGAUACCUUGGGUGGGGCAGCUGGGAGCCAAGUGUCCCAUCGCUUCUCAGAAUGAUCUGUCUCCCAUCUCCAGCAUCCCAUUAGAGACUUCAUAGCUCCUGCUUCCUUCUCUACCUCCAUUUCUUCCCAUCUCCCUAAAAAAAAUUUUUUUUCCUAGCAAGAAGAGAAAACCUAGAAUGGCAAUUUGCAGAAAUGAUACCUUUCCAGGGUGUUGGUUUUGGCUGGGAUUCAGGUUUCAAGCCUAUAUGGGAGAAGGCCUGGGGCUUUCCUGUUGUUGUAAGUAACCUCUGGAUGCUUUCUUGGAUCAAGGAGAGAUGGGUUCCUGAUGCUGUUGCAGUGAUAGAUUUGUUUCUCCUGCCGAUAUCUCUGCUGUUUGUGUCUGACACCUCAAAAUAAUAAUCCCAAGGAAUUAACAGGGCAAAAUGGGAAAUUGGUUGAUGCCUUUUCAUGUUUGGGUUCAGGAAAUGUUCCAUUACUGGCCCUGUUUGACGUGGGACUUUAAGCUGGCCACAAGGAUGAGAAGUGGCAGUUCCUUAGUGGAUUCAUUUGGGAGGGGGGGUGAUGCUACUAAAGAUUGUAGUUCAUUCUUGCAGAAGCAUGGCAGGAUGCUAAGAGCAGAGCUUAGAGCAGCCUUUGCCAGUGUGGGCAUCCUCCUGAUAUUUCGGAUUGAUGGGAGCUAUAGUCCAAAGUAUCUGGAGGGUAUACCAGUUUGGCAUAUGGCAUGCUGGUGAUAACUAGGGAGUAUUGGUAGUGAGAUGGCAGCCUCUUCUUAACCUCCAUCCUGUCUGCUAGAAUUAGGGGCUGGAGGAGAGUUAGCUGGUCUGUUUCACUGAAUAGGGCUUGGGUUCAUUCAUAAAUAGACAAAACUGUUGUGCAUCCUUGAAUGUCAGGCUGGCAGCAAAUCAGCUCCAUCCUGGACUGAGAGUUUUGCUUGAUGCUUUUUGCCCUCCUUUGCCUCUGAUACUCAGGCAGACUUUCCCCUACUAGCCUCGUCUAUCCUUUCUGCCUUAAGCAGCUGAGCUUCAGUGGUGGGGAAUCUCUGGCCUUGCUGUCAGUGCUUCGUAGUGCAGCCAGACCUUGCUGUUGGCAUGGCUCUUCCUUUGCAGCCAGCUUGACUUAAAGCUAGGCUGCAAAGGAAGAAAGGAAAUGAUCGAGAGAGCACUUGGGGCGCACUCCCAAUUCUUUCCUUUUGAAGUUGGGCCAUCUGAUGUCAUGGUAGUGUCAGGUGGCCUCAUCCAUCGAUAUGGCUCGUGGGAGUGGGGGAACCCAGGAUCCCAGCCCACCAGUAGUAUCCCGUUCUCCACCCUGGUGUCAUAGUCCCAGAUGCCAUGUUCUCCUUGCUCUGGAGCUGGUGGCUGCCCCUGUGAGCAGAAGGUGUAGGCCAUGGAGGAUUGUUCAGUCCUGCCCUACCCUGAUCUGCAGUUUCAGUUACAAUACUUUCAUUUCUGCAGUUUGACCUUUCUCUUUGUAAGCCAUACACCUCUGUGAUCUCUGCUCUUGCUCGCCCAUGAUGCUCAUGGCAUAUGCAUGAGCUAUGUUCCGUGGGAUUGGUGGGAUUAUUUUAUCAGAGUUUAUCCUCUUCUGCUUGCUGACCUUCCUUUUACAGGGAAAUCACUCCACACCCUUGUCAGCUAGGUGGUCUACUAACAAACUCCUCUGAAUGGGUUUGUGUGCCUGCAAUUCCAGUGCAGGGGGAGAAUGAAAUUGGAGGCACCUCUCAUGGCUGUGGGAGCAGCCUUCUCCUAUCAGAUGCUACUGUAUGGAUAUGCACCCAGUUCUGUGUAUGUUGUUGUUCCAUAACAGCUGCUUAGCAAAAUAGUUUGUGCAGUGGUGUCUUUUUCCCCUCUCACUUUUCCUUCAGAGAGCUCGUCUGUGUUGCUGUCUGGAAGCUGGAAAUUGUGUUCCUUGCAAUAGGGCCAGGCUUUCAAAGGCAGCUGAUGCUUGGACAUCUGAAGUGGUUCUGUCUGCUGUGAAAGAACAGUUUGUGGAUGUGUGUGAGGGUCAGUGUGUUGUCUGAAAGUCAAAAUGGCAUGUCGUCCUGAAGAUUAGGAGGGUGACAUUUCUGGUUCAACUAAUACACACCGGAAUCUCCUGCAGGCAGCUGCAGAUGUGCCUUUGUGUUGACAUACACUGCAAGGCCCAUUUUAAAAAAAUUAAUAGCAGUGGGGCUUUUUUAUAUUUAUAGGGAGCACACUAGAAAAAGCCUGACUGCAAUCCAGUUAGAUGGGACAUGCAGUUGACAAGCAUGCAAAAAUGACUCAGGUGGUCUCUUAAGAUCUGUGUUACUUAAUGUUUAUAUAAAGGAAGUCUUCUUUCUAUCUUUUUUUAAAGCAGAAGAUUGCUUGGCUUUAACUCUUGAGUGAACACCAUGUUGUCCCCUUGUGCUUCCUCUAAGGUGUUGUCUGGCAAGGUGCUGGUGCUGCUCUGCAGCCAUCCUUUUAGCGCUCUUUGGCUCAGGCUGAAAUUUCUAGCAUCUUUAGCCCUGCAUGUAAUGUGCUCAGAGUGGUGUAGAGACUGACGUCCAGAAUUUAGAAAGGAAAUGUUGAAAUAACUGGCUUACGAUAUGUGCAGAAAAAGGUGGUGUCUUGGUUUGUGAAUUACCCUGUCUGUGGACAACUGGACCAGUAGAAGCAAAGGAACAAGGAGCUGGGAACACAGGUAACCAUCUUGGCAAGGUAGAUGCUUGCAUGAAAGGGAUAGGAGGGAUGGAGGCACACCCUCAGAACCUGUUGACUUAAUUUGGGGUGUUUGUGGGCUGGAUAUUCUUGUGAGAGGGUUCUUGAUGGCAGCUCCACUCAUAUACAGGACUUGUGGUACUGCAAAGAGAACUGCUGCCCUCUGGCCACUCAUCUACAGUAGCUUGUUACUAUUCUCCUGAGAUGGAAACUUAGGGAAAUUGGCUUCCCAAAGACAUCCUGAUCUAAGAUUUGUUUUUUUUUAAGGUGAUAGUGAAAGGUUUGCAGCAAUGUGGAAUACUUUAUUCAUUUUGACCGUGUCCUCCCCCCCCCCCCCCGUUUCAUCCAAGAGCUUUCGCCAGAUAAACUUUAACUUUGAAGAAUGGCAUCUGUUCUGUUGAUAACAUUCAGCUCCCAUGACUGACAAAAGCCUGUACAGGACUGUGUGGCUUGUGCACUGGACCUUCUCCCUGACACACACAUCCUUUGAGAUAUUCUCUUUACUUAUUUAAGGGCCAAACUUUAUGCUAAUCAUGUGCAUAAACUAGCAUGCAUAACUUGUCUGCUUUUUUGCGGAGGGGAGGUUGAAUGCAGCUGUAGGGCUCUGAACUGGAACAUGCUUGAAAUCCAGAUCAGGACUCUCCAUUGGUCUCCUGCUAAACAUCGCAUCCUUCUGGCUGCUAUCUGCCCCCAAAUAUGUUAUGAACAGAAAAUGUGUGUGGCACUCGUUUGCAUUUUUCCUCCAAAAUGAAAGCAGUUGGGUUAAGCAUGUGUGGGAGGGUGUUGUGUUUUAAACAUGACUAGUGUUAUGUGUAGGUGAGCCCUGAACGUUACCUCGCUUGAGACUUUUUCUGCAGCACUCUCAAAAGAGUGUAAAUCCACACAGCAGCCCUUUAGCGGACUCCCUCUAGCAUGCUGCUUCUCAGAUGUAGACUCAAGAAAUUUGGUCGUGGGUUGUUUAGGGCUUAUUACUAUCUUUUUAUAAGCACUUCCAGCACUCCAGGACAUUUCUUCUGUUUGCAAGCAAAGCCCUCUUUAAAACCUGUUUGCUGGAACAGCCUUUCCCUAAUCUGGUGCCCUCCACAUUUUUGGGGACUACAAUUUCCAUCACCACCAGGCUGCUGGGAAUUGUAGUCCAAAACAUCUGGAAGGCACCAGGUUAGGGAAAGGCUGUCCUAGAAGCACUGAUUUAGUUUCAGCAGAGCAAGUAGUAGGUUGCGUUUUAUGUGUUAAUUGUGUUAGGGCCCUUUUGCAGUGGCCAGAAAGCGCUCACAGGGAGAACUUGAGGCACAGCGGAGCGGUUAUAAAGCCAAAUGGUGCUCAACACUGAUGAAGCUGUGAUCAGUUUUUAGUUUGCCCAUGGUUUUGCAGAAUGACUGCUAUCUAUAAUAAUGUAAAUGGUAAGUGAAAGUUCUUUAUAAAAUAAGAGGUAACAAUGGUGUUGAAAACAGAUACCCAUCUGCUGUUCUAUUGCACAGCCUAGCACUGGGAAUGCUGUCCAUAAUAAACUACACAAAUCCGCCUGCUGUUUCUUCAGUCUUGUUUUUGGCUGAACACUGAAAUAAUGCCUCCUGACUUGUAGUUGCCAGCUUUGGUGGUUUUGCUGGACCAAUGUCUUUGCCUUCCUGCACAACCAUUUUUCCCCAUUUCUUUUGUUCCAGAAUGUUUUCUAAAGCCCUCACAGUAGGCAUGUGGGACUGCAUUGGUAGGUGUAGAGUGAGGUAGUUUGACUGUUCAUCACUUCUCAUUCUUCACUGUCUUAUACCUAAGAGCAAAACUGUAUUUUACACUGCAGCUGUGUGUGAAGCCUAACACGUUAGUCUUGCCCUGUGGCCUGUGUCUGGAACACAGAGGGCAAGAGUAAAAGCAGUUCAGCUGCACACUAGUGGAAAGUGCAUCUUACGGAUUAUGCUUUGCAAAAGUGAAAGCCUUGUCUAGAUAAGGUUGCAUAUGGCUGCAGCACAGUGUGACCUGGCCUUAAUGGGAGUGCCCCGUUCUGCCAGCCUUAGCCGUAUGUUUUGGGCUACAGGUCCCAUCAGCCCUAGCCCGCAUAGUUGCAGUCUCAAAACAUGUGGAGGGACACCAGGUUGGUGAAGGCUGGUUCGCAAACAAAGAACAGCUGAAGCAUGACUUCUCAAGAUAUGAUCUUUUAAUUGAAAUGUUACUACAAAAGUACAAAUUCAUAGAAAACACUUCGCACGGCAGUGCUGUCAUUCCCAAUGGGUGGUUCAGUCACUAGCUGAACAGAAAGCCAGUGCAUGCAUGCUGCUUUAGAAGCUGCACUAUUAAAGUUCUACCAGCCCUGAAUCCAGGGAUUUAGAAACCAAGGAGAAAUGCCUCUGCAACAUAAAGACUGCAUGUUGUCCUAGCUUAAUUUAAGCAUGACAACCACCCAUCUCAGAUCCUGACAAUGUGUGGUACAAGACAUGCUUGCUGCUGCACCUUGGAAGCUUGCCUCUGCUGUGUUAAGAUUGUGGUACCAGCAACUCUUUGCUCAUAGCUUAGCUCUUUGGCUGGCCUACGUAGCAUGGUUUAUCCUGUAAAGGUACUGCUGACUUCAGCACCGCAUCAUCUCCUUGCAAGCAUCAUAGCCAAAGCAGCUGGUGCUGGAGGAAUUCAGUCUUAACAGUGAUGGGCAGAGAGUAACACAGGAGGGUCACUACUGUCUCCUCCCUUAAAAGAAGCCCCACAAGCAAGGAAGUGGACCAUAAGGCUAAGCCAUUUCAGUGAUCCAUUUGCCUAUAGAGAAACCCUGAAGAUUAAGAUGGGGAACUGCAAGGCUGCAGCUAUACAAUAAGCUUAAGACCCUUCAAUCGGGUUUUAUUUUCAUGCUUCUCCCCAAAAGAGUUCUUGAGGUCUGUAAACUUUGUAAAUGCUAAUUCCUGAGGAGUAGCUUCCAUAGGUGGGGAAACAGAGGCCUCAUUUUCAUUUGAUAAGGGCAGCUGGGGUGUAACUACAGCAGAUUAUUGCUCCUCUGAAGUACCAUAUGGACCAGUACCACACAGGUAUCACCUGAUCUCUUCCAAAUUCAAGCCAUUGGCCUGUUCCUUCAGAAAGAUGCAGCUGUUUUUACACAACUAUAUAUCCCCAGGAUUCUUGAGAGGCCCUGCUGACUUAAACCCAUUAAAACCACUGAUAGCUAAUUGCUUACAGCAGCCCAGGCCCCUCCUGCCUGGUCUCAGCUGCUGCAGGGAAUUCUGAGCUAGGGGUAAGAACUACUCAUUUCUUCCCUAGAGUUAAGCAGCAACUCAGAAGCACAAGCUCUCUUUUAUUUAUUAUUAUUUAUUAUUUUAUUAUUUCCAUUUAUAUACCGCCCUUAGCAGAAUAGCUCUCAGGGCGGUGAACAAACAGAUAAAAUACAAUAUAUCAUAAUAAAAAUCAUAAAAACAUAUACAAACAAACAACAAAAAAACACUACAAAAACACAAUACGACUUCUUUUGGGAAGGGAUUCUCUUCCACUCCAGAUGGGUCUAGCUAGACCCAGACAGAAUAGCAGAUUAUUUUCCUUACUCCUUAGGAGACGGGGGGGAAGCAAGCAUUCACUUGCCCCUGGAGCUAGAACAUCCCUUCACCGGCACUGCAUUUCCAGCUUUGGAUCUCCACUUGCCCUUGGAGUUGUUACUCCGCAGAGGCUGCUGGGAGAACUUGCGAGGAUUGUACUUGCACUCAAACUGGUCCACGUCAAACUUCCUCUUGCAGCCGGCGUAGUUCAUGUAGCGGAUCUUUCCAAACACAGCACGUUCUGCCCAGCCUUGGUCGUGGAUCCCGCAAAUGGACCACAUGCAGCCUGAGGGAGGGAAAACAACCACAAGGUCUCUGCUUUUGCCGUCCUGAUGGUUAAGCAAGGCAGCAAAUGAAGCAACAGACCUCCCACAGAAUAGGGGGACCUCUGCCAAAUCUUGUUUGGGCUUGUAGAGGAUUGUCCAGCAACAGGUAAUAUGAAAGCCACAGGGAUUGUGGAAAGGAGCUGACCAUGAACUGGGAUUUUUCUCUCUCCGAUCUGGACCAACAGGAGUCUUCCCCAACUCUCCUCUGAGGCUGCUUCUGCCUCCACUCUUACUCUUGCCCCGCCCUCUCAAAAUAAGAGCUGCGGUACAGUCAUUAGGAGCAACGCUUCACAAGAGCACAGUAAACCCCAACAGCCUGUAAUAGUACUAGGUGUAGGGUUCAGCUUCCUGGGUAGCAUGGGGAUUUGUUUUUAAAAAGAGAGGCUCUAGCCCUUAUGAUUGCAAAAGUACAGUAUGCACAAGUGUUUUCUGCUCAAAUCCUGAAUUGUGUGCACACAGGGAGGCAGUUUCAGUGCCUCAUAUAGCUCCUUACCACAUUCUACAUCAUCAGUAAAUCUAGAAUAAGUUGUGAAAAAAAGAUCUUAUAAAAGUUUCAGGGCUGAGUUUCUCUUUGCACGGAAUUUGGACAACUUAAUAGAAUUUUAGUAUGCGGCUAUCUCAGGUGUGGGGAGCUUUUUAACCCUCCAGAUUUUGCUGAACUACAACUCCCAUCAAACGCAGCAGGCAUAACUAAAUGGCCAGGGAUGAGGGGAGUUGUAAUUCAGCAACAGCUGGAGGGCCGAAGGAUCCCCACACCUGGGCUGUCUUGUGAACUGGUAAUACCUGGUGGAGAAUCUCAGCAGCUACAGUUAGCCAAGUGACACCCACCCCCAAUAAGUAGAUACUGUACACACCCAGGACUGGCGCCUUGGGCACCAGCCUGCCCUGGUACCCACCCACAUGCUCCACCUACCUUUCCCUUGAAAUGAAUGCUGGCUGCACUGUGUGCGCAUGCCUGC